Sesamum indicum (sesame) is the source of this 1384-nucleotide messenger RNA. RefSeq lists its product as uncharacterized. Gene Ontology annotation, molecular function: DNA binding. NCBI's taxonomy places the organism in Eukaryota, Viridiplantae, Streptophyta, Magnoliopsida, Lamiales, Pedaliaceae. The record is from RefSeq and is a predicted model, not a curated record.
UCAAAUCCACGACUCGGAUCGGUUCCACGUGUCCAUCCGCACGUUUGACGAAAAUUUUCUGUCCCUUUUAAGGUAUCUUUAGCAUUAUCCCUCUUUCUUCCAAGAAUAAGGCGUCGUGGCGGUUAAGUUUCGGAGCAUAUUUUUUUAGAGAGAGAAAGAAGAGUGAAACAGAGAGAGAGGUGAGGAGAAAUGGCGGACGCUCAGCGUGGACCAAAAGAGGAUGUCGUGUCGGUGGAGCUCCCUGCGCCUGAUUCGUGGAAAAAAUUGUACUUGCCAAAAAAAGGAGGUACUCCAAAGAAGAAUGAGAUCAUAUUCAUCGCUCCCACUGGGGAGGAGAUUGGCAACCGCAAACAGCUGGAGCAGUACCUAAAAGCUCACCCCGGAAGUCCUGCACUAUUAGAAUUUGAUUGGGGCACUGGUGAAACUCCAAGAAGAUCAGCUAGGAUCAGUGAGAAGGUCAAGACAACACCUCUAUCCAAAGAGAUUGAACCACCAAAGAAGCGAGGUAGAAGAUCAUCCGCUAAGAAAGACAAAGAAAUGGAGACAGGAAAAGAAGAAACUGAGGGUGUGAAAACAACUGAAAUGCAAGAUACAGGUAUUGGUGAGAAGAAAGAUGAAGAGAAGGGAACUGAGGUCACGAAUGAAGGCAAACUGGAGGAAGAUGUAGCAGCUAAGGGAAGUGAACCUGAGACCAAAUUUGAGGAGAAGGGUCCACAGGAAAACAUCACGGCUGACGUUGAUAUGCAGACUGACAGUGAAGGGAAGGAUAGCAAAACUGACGCAGGUGAGAAUCAUGGUCAGACAAACACUUCAGUUGUGGAAGAAAAAGUUGAAGACAAACAGGUGUCUGGGACUAUAGAGGAACCAGAGUCUGAAUCUGCUAAACUUGAAAUUGAAAACGAUGACACCAAACAAGAUAAGCCAGAUGAUCGCAAUGGGCAAGCUGCUGAUGGAGCUGAGACUGGGAUGGCCGAUGGGGUGGCGCAUGAAUCUGCAGGAGAAGCAAAUGGAUUCCAGGAAAAUGGCAGUAAAACUAAUAAUAUGCAAGCGCAGGAGCAAGAUAAGAGUUUGCAAGGGGACUCUGUAGACAACGGCAAGGUGAACCAAGCGCCACAUCAUCCUUCUCCAACUCCCAUUAGUUGCUGAAUGAUGUACCUACAGUCUGUUAAUUUAGCGCUAUUGAAACUAAACUCCUUGUACUUUUCAUUUUGACAAUCUCUGAACUUAGAUGACUGUAAUCUUAUUGAUAAGUAGAAUAUGGUUAGAUUUGUUUCUAGAUAGGGAAGUUGGCCAUGGAUUAUUUCUGACUUUUGUAGCUUGUCUUAGGACGAACUGUGGAUGUACUGUAAUAUUAUGUUGUGCCGUGUUUCUCGACAAGGAUUAA